Messenger RNA from Centruroides sculpturatus (bark scorpion), 1054 nucleotides. RefSeq lists its product as uncharacterized. Lineage: Eukaryota; Metazoa; Arthropoda; Arachnida; Scorpiones; Buthidae. The transcript is spliced from 8 exons. The record is from RefSeq and is a predicted model, not a curated record. Bases 22 to 984 code for a protein of 320 amino acids.
AUAACAAAUGUAAAAUGUGAAAUGUCCUCCGGUAACCAAGAAAUGGAAAUGGGUGCCAUGAAUAAAAAAUUACCUGGGAAACAAGAAAAGUAUGUACUUAAAGAAAAAAGAUGUUCCAAAAAAUCAGUUUCGGAUGAGAAUACAAACAAUUGGAUACUAAAAGCAAUUAAAAAACUUUGUCCAUUUUUAAAUUCCGUGGAUAAAAAUGAAACGUUAAAUACCACAGAAAAUGAUUUAGAUCCAGCAGAAAUAAUAGAAAAAAUUCAAGUUAAAUAUUCCAAAGAUGCAAUCGAAAACUAUAAAUUUAAAAUUCAAAAUAUGGAUAAAAAUACAUUAGAGAAAGAAAUGAAGCAUCUAUUAAAUAAUAAAACGAAGAUCCAAUCGGAUUUACGUACCGUUUACCAGCAGAAAACAGCAGAAAUUAACGAGAAAGAUAAAGAAAUUUAUGAAUUACAACGUAAAUUUCAACUUGCUAACCAAAGAUCUAAACAGAGCUUCGAUGAAUUAAAGAAAGAAAUUGUUUCAUUUAAUUUUUUAAAAGAGUUUUUAGCUGGAAAAAACCGAUUAAGAGGCGACAUUGUUUUGGCUUUAUGGACCAGUUACUUAGAAACGAAAGAAGCUCGUGAUGAGAUAAAGAAAAGAGUUUUAGAAUAUUCACAAAAUGGCGACGAUGAUGCGGCCAAAACAGUUAUUCAACAAUUAAACUAUUAUAAAUCGAAAUUUCAGAAUAUUUUAAAUACUGAAACGAAUUGCGGAAAUGAGAAAGAAUUAUUUAAAAAAAUACUAGAAAUUUUUAAGCAGAAAGUCAACGGAAUCAGUCGCUUAGCCACUUUGAAGGAAGAAAUGGAUAAAAUAUCUUUCGAAAAUCAAGUCCUAAAAAUUAAUAACGAGACGUCAUAUUUGGAAAUGAAACACUACAAAAAAAUCGCAAACGUUUAUUAUUCGGAUUUUGUUUCACUUUCCGAAUUAAGAAAUAGCGAAUGAAAAUACUUUGAAAAAUUCCAAAAGUAUCAUUUAUUUGAUGGUGAGCCUCAGAUUUUCAAAUCCAAUAUAU